AUGGAGGAUUUAAAAGAAAUGCCCCGAUCACCACCAAGUGGCAACAAAUUCCCAUUUAUGUUUCGCGGCAUGGCCUCACAAAAAAUGACAUUGGAAUUUGAGGAUCACGAUGAAAUGCUCGAAGCUUACAAUGAAUUGGCAUUAAAAUUUCUCGACGAUUCACAAUUCGUGGGUCAAGUAUCAACGGCGAAAUCGCGAGGAUUGUACGCCAGUUCUGCACUGGCAUCCGAAGCGAAGUCAUUGGAAGAACUGCGUGAGCCUAAGAAGAGAAUCAACGCCCAGAAAUUUAUACAGAUGUUUAAACGGAAAGCAAGCCUCAAUGGAAAGGAGUCGUUCAACAAUUGGCCUCGUGAUAUUUCAGGAUGUUUAAACGGAAAGCAAGCCUCAAUGGAAAGGAGUCGUUCAACAAUUGGCCCCGUUUUGGCUUGCUUCGCGUCCUUCGAAACCACCAGCACUGCUGCUCCUGCUGUUGUUGUUGUUGUUGCUGCUGAUGCUGCUGCUACUGCUGUUGCUACUGCUGCUGCUGCUGCUGUUGCUACUGCUACUGCUGCUGUUGCUGCUGCCGCUGCUACUGCUGCUGCUGCUGCUGCUGGCGAAAUGAUAAGUAGAAUAGAUGUGGAAGAAACUUCGAAUGGAAGCCCUGGUAUGGAAAAAGUAUGCCGUUUUAUUGGUGGCAAAAUAACUUUGAAUGGAAUUCCCGUUUCACAAAAGACCAAUGUGAAAAUUUCGGAAAAAUUUUCUCAACCAGUAGAGGUAUAUCCAUUUCAGCGCAGUGGAAGAAAUGACGAAUUGUCUCGACCUCCCUUACGAAAACUGGUAAGAGGGGAACUACUGGGUGUACGACAAGUUAAUGCGACUGUAAUCGCCGAAGGCAGUGGACUUUCGAAUAUCGGAAACACCUGUUUCAUGAAUGCGAUGCUGCAAGGAUUAUUUGCAGUGGAAAGUUUCACGAAAGAUUUGUUUAAAUUCUGUAAAAAAGUCGAAGGACGCCUGAAUUUGUCCGCUGUGAUGCCGAUGAGCACAACAGUCUCAGCUCUUGCAUAUGGCCGCGAAAGAUUUACUACACGAAUGAAAAAUCUACUUCUGGAACAAUUAAAAGGUACACUGGAUCCUGAUGCGCAUGAAUUCUUAGCAUAUUUGAUGGAUAAAGUGGGAGCGGAAUGUGAUAAAGUGUUGUGUGAACAAUUUGGAAAGCAGGAAAUCGAGGAAAGGCGGAAAGAGAAUCCUAUCAGAACGAAUUUUACAUUUGUACUGAAUGAUUAUAUCACUUGCGAUAAAUGCAAACAUGUUUCAACAAAAACAGAAGAGGGCAAUGAUAUAUCAAUCAGUAUCGAUGUCUUCGAACGUGAUUAUGCGGAUACACUUUCUGUGCAGACGCUUUUGGAUGAACACCUGAAAACAGAGAAGAUCGAUCGCGCAUGCGAAAAGUGUGGCGCCAAGACAGCAUGUAAAGGCCAAAAGUUUGCUCAACUUCCCAGGUGUCUCGUAGUAUUCGUUAAGCGUUAUUCAUACGAUGAAAUAAACAUGAAACGAUUUGAUCGGAUUCAUAUCCCGAAAUACUUGACUUUAGAAGGACAUUGUGCACCCGGAAUUGAUCCAACAUGUCCGGCGGUGCCGGACAGUACCAAGUAA
Messenger RNA from Gongylonema pulchrum, 1632 nucleotides. The record is from the annotation of a GenBank genome assembly. NCBI's taxonomy places the organism in Eukaryota, Metazoa, Nematoda, Chromadorea, Rhabditida, Gongylonematidae.